This is a messenger RNA of Xiphophorus maculatus (southern platyfish), 10370 nucleotides long. It is a transcript of the gene obsl1a, whose product is annotated as obscurin like 1. Lineage: Eukaryota; Metazoa; Chordata; Actinopteri; Cyprinodontiformes; Poeciliidae. The record is from RefSeq and is a predicted model, not a curated record. Gene Ontology annotation, molecular function: protein binding. The transcript has 25 exons. The coding region runs from base 369 to 6983 and encodes 2204 amino acids.
CACAUUAGCUGUUGGACAAUGAUUGAAUCAGAGCUGAGGCGUGCACGACAGAGACAAAAAAAGAGGCUUAUUUUCCUUUAUGCCACCUCCAACCUUACGCCAACGAAGACAGAAGCGAGCAGGAAAUGACAACUGUGACUUUGACCCAACAAAUGUGAGUGGAAGGUUUAGUUUCGUCUCUUAUGCAGAAGCUAAAGUGACGUGAAGGUGUGCUGAGUGAGGACCGACGGCAAGCAAAAGCUUUCAACAGGAGGCAAACAGCAGAAAGCAGCUACUGGAGACAGCUUCUCACAGAAGAUAAGGAUAUAAUUUUUGGACAAAAACAAAGAAAUUUGGACAAGACCUCUUUCAUAACAGUUGACAUUAUCAUGGAUAUUCUUGGAGGUGCACCUCGUGUUUUGGGCUAUCCUCGCCCUAUUGUGGCACAGUUUGGGGCAGAUGCAACCCUAAGGUGCCAAAUUGGUGGAGACCCUCAUCCGGAUGUCAUCUGGGAACGUAAAAACAUUAAAAUUCUGUCUGAGGGGCGGUACAAGAUCUCAGAGGAGGGAAAAGCAUACUUGUUGACCAUUACCGGAGUUACCCAACAAGAUGCCGGUCAGUACAUAUGCAAGGCUAGAAACAGCGUAGGAGAAACCUACGCAGCAGCCUCUCUCAAAGUGGAAGGAGAGCUUCUCGACAAUAAUGGAGAAUCGAUACAAUCAAACAGUAAUGGCAUAAAGGAAAAUGGGGACUUUGGGGAAACCCUAAAUGGCUACAACAUGGUGCAGAAAGAGAAGGAAAUGAAUGGAGACUCCAAGUGGAGGAAUCAAGCAAAUGAUCAACGGAAAGAGAUUGAUUUAACAUCAAACGACAAACCAAGAUUCCUGAUCAAGCCUUUGUCCCUGCGUGUGGAUCGUGGAGAGGAUGCCGCCUUCUCAUGUAAAAUCUGGGGCACACCUUUGCCGGAGGUGACUUGGGAGAAAGAUGGGAAGAAGCUCAAUGAUAUCUUUGAGAACUCUCACUUCAGUGUGAGCAUUCAAGACGGGGGCUGGUUUCAGCUCAAGAUCUACAGAACGCGCAUGCCGGACAAAGGCGUCUACACCUGCAAGGCCGUGAACUCCUAUGGCGAGGCCUUGGCGGGAGCUGUCCUUCUUGUCGAGCCCAUUCCAGAGCGAGAAGAGAGUAAAACGUCAUCAAUCAGUCAUGUCGGCAGCCAGAGGUCACCCAAACAAAGAGGCGGGAGGUUCAGUUUGUCAAAGCUCGCCGAGGAGCCGCCCAUCAACCCGUCCAAAGUCAAAAAGUUUGUAGUGACAGAGGGGAAGCAUGCCAAGUUUCGGUGCUUUGUAACAGGCAAGCCCAAACCAGAGAUCAUCUGGAAGAAAGACGGCGUUCCUUUGGAACCCGACAGACGACACUUGGUAUUUGAGGAUCGGGAAGGCUACUACACGCUGAAGGUUCUCUACUGUAAAAUGCAGGAUACAGGGCUAUAUGUAUGCGCCGCAUCGAACACUCUGGGAAACACCCUGAGUGCUGUUCACCUGACUGUGAAAGGGCCUGCAGUGCGGUUUAGACGGCCAUUAAAAGACGUGGAGGUAAAGGAGAGGGAUGUCGCUGUGCUGGAGUGUGAGGUGCCUGAUGAGAUGAUCCCAGCUGCCUGGUACCUGGAGGACCAGAGAUUGAUGCCUAGCAGUAAGUAUGGGAUGGAACAGAAAGGGACCAGGCGAAGACUCACCAUCCAUAAUGUUGGAAUGGAUGACGAUGGGGUUUAUCUUUGUGAGAUGCCAGAUGGAGCAAAGAGCAUUGCCGAGCUAGCAGUAAAAGGCACAAUUGUUUGUAAACUACCUCGGAAACUGGAGGUGCUGGAAGGCGAGAACGCAGCGUUCUGCGUCGAGGUCGAGAAUGAUGAAAUGGAGGUCCACUGGUUCAAAGAUGGUCUGAUGCUACACGAGACACACCAGACCAUCCUCAAGGCUUUCGGCAAGACCCACAUCCUGGUUUUUGUCAACGUGGCCUGUCAUGACUCGGGGGUUGUGACGUUUGUUGCAGGAAGAUCUAAAAGCUCAUCACGACUCAAAGUCAAAGCAACCAGACACAGCCCGCCAAUCUGUCCUGCUGACGUCAAAAUGGACAUAGACCGACCCAACAGUGCUCUCUUCUCCUGGGUGCCUGCGCCCAACAGCCAGACUACCACCCGCUCCAUGUUUGUCCUUGAGAGAGCGGAGAUUGGUUCUCAGGAGUGGCAGAAAUGCUUCACCUCAGAGACCGUCACUUCCGCUGAAGUUUCCGGUGACAGCGUUCCUUGUGAAGGCGACUACCGUUUUCGGGUGUGUUGCGUCAAUAAGUACGGACGCAGUGGCCAUGUGGAGUUCCCCAAAGUAGUCCAUCUUGUUCCAGGGCCCAAGAUUCAUAAACAUCUCCAAGGCUGUGAGGUGAUGGAAGGCGAGGACGCUCAAUUCUCCAUCGAACUGUCCGCACCGAUGGUUGGAACCUGGUUUCUGAACAGCUCCCAGCUGCAGCAUGGUGGAAGAUAUUCAGUGCAGCUGAACCAAGCAAAGCACUCUUUGGUGAUCCAUGAAGCCGGAACGGCUGAUGACACAGCAGAAAUCACAUUCAUCGCCAAUGGAGUGAGGGAUUCAGCUGUGCUCAAGGUUAAACCUGCUGUAUUCAAGUUCGUCCCUCUGUCAGACCUGGAAAGCAGUAAGAGAGUGGAAACCGGUGACGCCAUUGUGCUCUACUGUGAGGUCACCCAUCCUUUCGCUAAGGUAACCUGGUUUAAAAAUGGUGAGAAACUCCAAGUGAGCGAUGGGCUAAACAUCCAAUCAGACGGGAAGAUGAGAAGGAUUGUGAUACAGUCUGCUGAAGCAUCCGACUCUGGAGUUUACACAUGUCAAACAUCAGGGGAUGUCAUCAAAUUCAACGUGGACGUUGAAGGGCCUCCAGUAGAGUUCAGUCCAGCCUCUCAGGAAGAACUUCAUAAGAACGGCAUGGAAUUAGAUCCUGUGGUUCUGCUUUGCCACGUCUCCAGAGAAGACGCCGAAGCUGCUUGGUAUAAAGAUGGUUGUGAGAUUCGGGCUAGUGACAACAUUACCCUGCAGGUGGAGGGCACCAUGAGGAGGCUAAUCAUCCGAUCUGCAGAGGCUUCAGAUGCUGGACUUUACACUUGCAAGUCUGGGAACAACAGCUUAGAAUUUACAGUCAAUGUCAGAGAACCCCCAGUGACAAUUGUUGAACCUAAAGAUGACAUUGUGAUGACAUGUUACAUAUCAGAGGAGAUCAACUUGCAGUGUGAGUUAUCUCGGUCCAACGGGAAGGUCUGUUGGUUUAAGGAUGGUCAGGAGGUGCAGGAAAGCGACAAUAUCCAGCUAAGAUCAGAGGGACCUUACAGGAGGCUGACCAUUCUCUGUGGCUCAGGAGCGGAUAGUGGAGAGUAUGUCUGUGAAACAGAUGGAGACUCUAUCUUCUUCCAGAUAACUGUUACAGAGCCUCCUGUAAGAAUCAUCUCUCAUUGUGAACCCGAGGUGGAACUCACCCAUGUUGCACCAGAGAGACUGGAACUCUGCUGUGAAGUGUCCCAGGCGGACGCUCCAGUUCGAUGGUACAAAGAUAGUUUAGAGGUAGAAGAGAGCCCCAACUUGAUACUGGAAGUAGAUGGGGCCCAACGACGGCUAGUUAUACCUUUAACAACUGUCAGUGACACAGGAGAGUAUAUAUGUGACACUGAAAAUGACUCAGUUGCCUUUCUUGUUAAUAUCACAGAGCCACCAGUGAUGCUAAGUCGACCCAAAAACUUGCCAGACAAACUGGAAAGUUUUGCUGGUAAACCAAUCGUUCUAGAGACUGAGGUGUCGCGUCUAACAGCAGAUGUCAAGUGGCUACUCAAUGGCAAAGAAAUAGAGCAAAGUAGUAAUAUCGCAAUCACAGAAGAUGGGAUCUUUCGUCGCUUGACCAUCAACUCUCCCACUCCAAACGAUUCUGGGAAAUACACUUGUGACGCUACAGAUGAUAAAAUUGAUUUCCAGGUGAAAGUUUCAGAGCCGCCUGUGAAGAUCUUGAGAAAGUGCGAGAUCAAGACAGAUCUAAAGUUUCUAGUUUCAGAUGACAUUGUUCUUGAGUGCGAGAUCUCUCAAGCUAAUGGAAACGGCAAAUGGUACAAGGAUGGCUGUCAAGUUCAGGGUGAUGAAAGGUUCUGUGAAGAGGAGGAAGGUGCAUUCCGGUCGUUGGUAAUCCUUAAUGCAGAACUCAAAGAUUCAGGGGAAUAUUUCCUAGAUGUUGGGGAUGACAGUAUCAGUUUCUACGUUAAAGUAGAAGAGCCUCCUGUAAGCAUUGUAGGAAACUCAUGCGACCCUGAUUACCAGGAAUUGAUGGAAGGUGAUGACCUGAUAUUGGCCUGUGAGUUGUCCCGUGCUAAUGCCCCAGUGCAGUGGUACUGUAAUGACAGGCUUCUCACCAGCGAUUCCCGUACCAUCAUUGAAUGCUAUGGAAGUCUGAGAAAACUUAUUAUUUCAAACAUCCAGCCCUCGGAUUCUGGAAAGUAUGUGUGUGAUGCGGUGAACGACAAGAUGGUCAACAUAAUCCGUGUUCAAGAACCUCCGGUUACUUUUGUCAACAAGGAAGAUGAUGUGGUUGUGACAGGUUACGAAGCUGAGAGCGUGACUUUAAUGAGCUAUGUGUCCAAAGAAAGUGCAGUUGCACGCUGGCUUAAAGACUGGACACCAGUUGAAGGUGAACGGUUUCGAGAACUCAUGGACGGCCAUAAACGGAGUCUUACCAUCCAACCUUUAAGGCGGUCUGAUGCUGGUGAAUACACCUGUGAUGUCAACACUGACCAGAUGCACUUCAGUCUACUAGUGAAAGAAAUGAGGAUAAAAUUUGUGCGACCACUCUAUGACACCGUGGCUCAUGCUGACGGCAUGGUGACACUGCACUGUGAGGUGUGCAAACCAAAAGCAGAUGUCCAAUGGCUUAAGAAUGGGAUAGAAGUAGUUGGAAGCAGGAGAUUCUCCAUUCGAGCAGAUGGUGUCGAGAGAAGCUUGACCAUCCAUCGUUUAACUCACGAGGACGCAGGGCAGUAUGCCUGUGAAUCCAGAGAUGAUCGGACCGCCGCAAUGCUAAGAGUGGAGAUGCCUCGAGUUGUUGAGUUUCUUACCGAACUUCACAACACAACUGUGCUAGAAGGAGAAGAUGCCACCUUUAAAUGUGUUGUUUCUCCUGAGGAUGUUUCCUUGCUUUGGCUUAUGGACAACGAACCAAUGACUAUAGGGGAUCGCUUCCAAGCGAGUCGAAAUGGAUUGUGCCACACCUUGGUGAUUAAAAAGUGCCAGAUGAUAGACUGUUCCAGGAUCACAGCAGAAGCUGAAGGAAAAAUGAGCAAGGCUAGUCUCAAAGUUCAGGAAGCUCAAGUCAUGUUCACCAAGAAAAUGGAACCUGUGACAGCAGAGGAGUUUGAAGAGGCUACCCUAGAGACAGAAAUCAGCCUGGAGACUGGUGAGGUUCAGUGGAUGAGGCAAGGGGUGGUCAUCCAGUCUGGUCCUCGUCAUACCCUGGCCCAAAAUGGCUGUAAAAGAAGCCUAACUAUCCACAAGCUGAACCUGUCGGACCGAGGAACAUACCGCUGUGAGACCCUGCAUGAUCGGACACAGGUCAAACUCAAUGUAGAACCCCGAAAGAUCUCCAUCUGUAAAGGCCUAACGGAUCAAGAAACAUUUGAACGAGAGACUGCCUCCUUUGAGGUGGAGCUCUCCCAUAUAGACGUGGAAGGGAUUUGGCAGAAAGAUGGCAUCCGCGUAAAGCCAAACAACCAGUUUAGGGUGAGCAUCAACGGGCUAGUCCAUAGCCUUACCCUGACAAACUUAACUCUGGAGGACACAGGCACCAUCGUCUUCUCGGCUGAAGGAGCGCGAUCGACUGCAAGGCUCACAAUUAAAGAGACCCCUGUGGCCAUCCUGAAACCACUGGUUGAUGUUCGCGUGGAAGAAGAAUUUCCGGUCACUCUUGAGUGUGAAUUUUCCAGACAAAAUGUCGAAGUCAGAUGGUUUAAGAACGGAAAUGAGCUGAAGCCAGGGAAGGACCAUCGAAUCUAUUCCAUGGGCCGAAAGCGGUUCUGCCAGAUCCUUCAAUGCUCCGUUGCUGACUCUGGUUCCUAUACAUGUGACACAGGCGAAAUAAGCACCUUCUGCUCUUUGGAAGUUUACGAGCACAAGUUGGAGAUAGUACAGGAUCUUGAGGACCUUUACAUCCAGGAAGACCAGAAUGCUGUGUUCAUGUGCGAGCUCUCUCUGGAGGAUGUGGCUGGGGAGUGGUACAAGAAUGGCCACAAGAUCAGACCCAGUAGCACCACAAAGAUCCGCACAGAAGGGCCCAAACACUUCCUGCUGAUAUGCAACGUUAAAGCUGAGGAUGCUGGAGAUGUCCAAUUUGUAGCAAGGGAUGUCAAGUCAACAGCCUACCUUGAGGUAGAAGAGCUCCCAGUUUCCAUUGUAAAACCACUGCGAGACAGAACAGCCCUGGAGACCCACCGAGUGAUCCUUGAAUGCACCGUUUCCUCCCCUCGCUGCAGUGCAACCUGGUACAAAGGCAAACAGGAACUACAUCCUUCAGACAGGAUGGAGAUUAUAACAGAAGACUGUUCCCAUAAACUAGUAAUCCACCAGGUUGCUGUGGAGGACGAGGGAACUUACAGUAUUGAGGUUGGAGAACACACAUCCAAAGCAAAACUGAUGGUUGAAGCCAAGGCUCUUGUGAUGGUGACAGAACUUGAGAAUGUCCAGGUGACAGAGCCGGAGUCAGCUUCUUUCCAGUGUGAAGUCUCCGUUGACAUCAACAAACCUCCAGUUUGGACGUUAAAUGGAGUGACCCUUCGAUCGUGCCCUGCCGUCCGUCUGGAAGACCACGGGACAGUCCACAGACUCACUCUGAGGGACACAAGCGUGGACAUGAGUGGGACGGUCAAGUUCACAUUGGGCAAAGCCAAAAGCAGUGCCACGUUUACUGUGGUUGGAAAGUAGAAGGACUACAAAGUAUCUCUUGAAAGCAAAACGCCAACAGGAAUCAAACUAACCCUGCAUAACUGGAUGGCCCUCACUUACUCCAUCUGUUUUUAUCAAAUGGUGAGAGGUUAAAGUGUCAAACUCCAGUCCUCAAGGGCCGGUGCCCUGCAACUUUUACAUGUGCCUCUGCUGCACCACCUGAAUAGAAUAAUUAAGUCAUUAGCAAGGCUCCGGAGAACUGAUCUACAGAAGGAGAUAAGUUCCUUGUGUACUUAUCCAGCCUAAUUUCAUUUCGCUGGAAAGAAAUUAAGCCAUUUCAUUCCAGCGUUUUGUACCUGUGGCACAUCUAAAAUCUGCAGGCCCUCAAGGACUGGAGUUUGACGCCUGUGGAAUAGACAGUUAUGUUAGUAAUUAUAUCAUUUUUAGAAUAUGAUAUUUACAUUUCAGUAUUUUUAGUUGAUUUUACAAUAAAUUAUUACAUUUCAAUAAAAAAAAACAAGCUGAAUAAAAGGUGCAACUCAAUAAGUAUCAUUUUCUACCAGUGCCACUUUCGAACAGCACCAAAGUUCGAAUGUAAAUUCACAGUUGCUGUAAACCUACCGGUAAUGUUGAAGCAGUUAUUCUGUCUUUUUAUGUCUAUAUUGUAAAAACUUUGACUGCCUGCUUUUCAAAAGGAACUGUUCAGACUACCGCUUACCAAAACAUUAAGAGAACUGUCUUCUUUGGGAACUGUUUGGAACUCGAGUCUUUGCUUCCAACAUGACGGCAUACCAGUGCAAAAAAGCAAUACCAUAAGACAUGGGUGAUCAAAUUCUGUAAGGAACGACUUUUGUGGUCGUACCACAACACAUCUCAGAACACAUUUGUGAUGAAUUUGAGCAAAACAUCCAAGCCUGGCCAUCCCAUAUCAGUGCCUGACCUCACCAUUGUGCUUUUGGAUAAAUGGCCCAACACUCCCAUUAAUGCGUUCCCAUAAAGCUUGUGAAGCCCUUCCAGAAGAGUUGGAGCUUUUAUAGCCACACAGGGUAACCUGGGGCCAUGUUAGUGGAUUUGUACAAAAGAUAGCAUUAACAUCCAUUUCCAUGCAAGAGCAACUGAUCUAAUAGUUUUGGAUGAUAACUAGUAUGAAUAUGUAACUGUCCCACUGUGACUUGCUUGGUCUCUAUUCAGUGCUUGAUAAUAGAAAGCUAAUCAUACUCUUAUCAUGUUCUGCAUUAAUUAGGAUUUAAUAUCUGAAUGUACAGUAUUUCUAGUAUUUUUGGAGGACUAACAUGGAGUCCAAAUGAAGCCUAAUUUUUAAUUUGGAUUUUCAGAUAACGGCUCAAGAAAUAAGCAUAUAUUUGAAAGAGCAUUAAAAAAUUGUUGCUUGUAGGGAUACUGCUAAGAACACAGCUGAGAAUUUAAACUUCCGGCCUUCGUGGGUUUUUUUUUUGGCAUUUAACUCAUUGAGCUGCUAAAACCAGACGUUUUAGGCGCUGAAAUAUUUAACAAAAAACACUUACUGGUUUCCAAGAUCCUAGCCCUUGUACUACACUUUGCUUCCUGCAGAGGUUCUGGUUUUUUGUGCUCGUCUCUGCAAAUGAAAAAUGUGGUUUUUUGAGGUUUGAAAUUUUACCCAAUCGCUGACGUGACCCAUGCACACGCGCCAAUUCGGCGCCAAGAAGCUUACCAGCUGUAAACAAACAUCAUAUCUGCAAAGAGAGCGACUGAUAAUGUCCAUUCAGUAUUUGGAAGCCGUGGCCAACACGGACUUGGAACAGCUUCGUUCACUUCCGCCGCUGCCAUUGCUAAAAAAUAACAUUCUAAUACGGCGCAGAAAAUCAACGUCAUCAUUGCCGGCCACCUCCUCCUUCGAGUGGCCCUGUCGAAAAAUCGACCGGAAACAAUCCUAGUUGAGGGAAGAAAGCCCAGACUGCUGGAAGCCAGAGUUGAAAUUUUUUUUUUUUGAGCAGAAUUGCACCGAAAGUUAAUGGUCAACCUUCCAAGAUCCGUAUCUGAAACAACACAUCCCAAUUUAUAUAACAUAUUCACUAUAUUACAUUAGAAAACUAUUUUUAGUAGUGGUUUGGCUUUCUGACCACUGCUUCUGUAACUCAUAUGUGAGUGUGUGUGUGUGUUAUGUUACAUAGCGUAGACAUAGAAAAGUAGGGAAUUCAGUUUCAAGAUUGUCCAAAACGAAAAGAACUGCCAUUUCUAAAACUACACCGAUGAAACAUUUGGCUCAUUUUCCACAAAAUUGCCUUUAUUGGACAUUUUAGCCAUCAUAUUGUUUUUUGUUUGUAUUGUGCCGAACGGUGCCACCCACAACUGUAGUUUUCACUCGUGUUUGGACAAUGCAGACAAUAAAUCCCAACCUCUGGUUGAUUUUCAGUAUAUAUUUGUAUUUAGAGAUCGAAAGAGAAAUUUCAAAAUUUCAAAAAUUUCAGGCUGGAAAGCUGUUUGUCAGAAUUCCAUUUUAAGAAACGCGUUUCUGUGAUCCUCUGAUCCUCUUGAACAGAAAAUGCUUUACAAAGUAGGACUUGGACCAUCUUGCAAUGAGCAUUUAUGGAAGAUAAAGAGAGAGAGAGAGAGAAAGAUGGCAAUAUUACAUACAGGCAUACAUUAUUUGGCAUGAGAAAACAAAAGUCAAAAAUUAGGUUACAUUUAUUAAAUCAUGAGUACAGUAAAAUGAAUAUUCCAUAUAUAUUAAUGAAAUUUGUUUGCUUUAUUACUGUGCAAAACAACAUAUACAUAUCUAUUAAUGUGUAAGAAGUACAGUAUCAGCAAAUGGGCCCCAUGGUGACGCAAUACUCAUAAAAGUAAUCAGAUGACUAAACGACUUCAUGUUCCUAUAAAUACUUUGCCAAUGAAUUGAAAAUGGCGUCAUUUCUGAAUCUAACACACGUGACAAUGGCUUACACGGAAAACACAUUUUAAAACAGUUACCCUGUUAUGUGCCUAAAACAGUAAGGUACUAUAUUUUCAGUUAUCUGUGGGCGGUUCUGAUCCAUAUUCUACCAAUAUAUGAGGUAUCCAACCAAGUCUUGCAUAGAAAAAAAAAGAGCUGAUUGGAAAACACACUAUAAAUAUUAUAUCAGAUGACCACUCCUUGGUGAAAUAAGAAGUAAAAAUAGGUAAGUAUUCAAAAACAAGCUAACUUGAUUGAAAAGUUGUUUCUUUUUUUUGUGGGUUUUUUUUUCACAUAUAAAAAUAAUUCAAUAGCUCUUAAUCUCCCUGCCCCGUCCAAAGCCUGCUACCCCAGGCUCAUGGUCUAACCCAACGUUUUCAUUCAUCAGUGUCAAUACAGGCCAUUGUCGUCGCAAACGUGGAACAGUGGAUUGUUGGGAGACCGUGUUGCUCUUCGCCUCAACAGACCAGGAAACUGAUCUCCAAGAAGCUGAGAUUGGAAAAAAAAAAAAAAAAAAA